ACGUGUGACCGAAUCAAGCAGUCGGCCAGCGGGACCAAGCGUCGGGUGUUCAUCAUUGAGACCAUGGGCGGCUACUGCGGCUACCUGGCCAACAUGGGGGGGCUGGCAGCCGGAGCUGAUGCCGCCUACAUUUUUGAAGAGCCCUUUGAUAUCAGAGAUCUGCAGUCCAACGUGGAGCACCUGACAGAGAAAAUGAAGACUACCAUCCAGAGGGGCCUCGUACUCAGAAAUGAAAGCUGCAGUGUGAAUUACACCACUGACUUCAUCUACCAGCUAUACUCAGAGGAGGGCAAAGGCGUGUUUGACUGCAGGAAGAACGUCCUGGGCCACAUGCAGCAGGGGGGAGCACCUUCUCCAUUUGAUAGAAACUUUGGAACCAAAAUCUCUGCAAAAGCUAUGGAGUGGAUCACCGGGAAACUGAAGGGAUCCCUGGGCGCAGGGAAAAAAUUUGUUAAUGACGAUUCCAUUUGUGUCCUGGGAAUAAGCAAAAGAGACCUCCUUUUUCAACCAGUGGCAGAAUUGAGGAAGGAAACAGAUUUUGAGCACCGGAUUCCCAAACACCAGUGGUGGCUGAAACUUCGGCCUCUCAUGAAGAUCUUGGCCAAGUAUAAGGCGAGCUACGACGUGUCUGACUCUGGCAAGCUAGAGCCCUUGGUACGCCACCACCAACACCACCAUACCCCCCACGGGGAGCCUGCAGCCAUCUGAAAGCAGCAUGCCAUCGGUGGACCUACACACUCAUCUAGAGAGGCCUGGAACUUUCCAGGGACCAUCUUCUUUUGUAACAUUUAAAUUAUUUAUCUGCACUUUAUGCCAAGUAUUGUUGACCAAGUAUCGUUGACCGUAAUACAUAACCAGAGAGAAUGCCACUUGCUGUCAUCACUGACCCCAGUCAGACCUUGAGAUGCCCCAGCCUCAUGUACUUGACCCAGCAUCAGUUUUCUACGGUGCCCUGUACCAUCUUACGCUUUCAUGUGUCUAUCUAGUGGAAUUAAACAUUUGGUUACAACUCC
Messenger RNA from Nannospalax galili (Upper Galilee mountains blind mole rat), 1013 nucleotides. RefSeq names its product ATP-dependent 6-phosphofructokinase, platelet type. The record is from RefSeq and is a predicted model, not a curated record. Gene Ontology annotation, molecular function: ATP binding; AMP binding; fructose-6-phosphate binding. Gene Ontology annotation, cellular component: cytoplasm; 6-phosphofructokinase complex; membrane. Lineage: Eukaryota; Metazoa; Chordata; Mammalia; Rodentia; Spalacidae. Gene Ontology annotation, biological process: fructose 1,6-bisphosphate metabolic process; fructose 6-phosphate metabolic process; canonical glycolysis.